Messenger RNA from Suillus bovinus, 1038 nucleotides. RefSeq lists its product as uncharacterized. Lineage: Eukaryota; Fungi; Basidiomycota; Agaricomycetes; Boletales; Suillaceae. The record is from RefSeq and is a predicted model, not a curated record. The transcript has 2 exons. Bases 1 to 1038 code for a protein of 345 amino acids.
AUGACUCCAACGUCUAUCUCCGGGUUUCCAGCCAGGAUGCUUGCUGUGUUCCCAUUACUCACAAUCGCAGCGGCUUACCUAGUUAUGGUUCAGUGUCUCUACGGAAAUGGACUGGUUCCAAAGCUACACGCAGUGUGUGGCGCGGCAGUUGAGGGGGAAUCGUUCCCAACGCGCAUUUCAUACACCAAUAUCCCCGCUCUCGAUUUCAACCUCUGCGCCAUCGUUACGUUUUUUCACAGCUUGAUGAACACGACCUACCAACCACUUCUAAUCCUCAUGUGCACCACGCUUUCUGCAAUCGCCAUCAUCCCUUUUGCAGAAGCCACCCGCGAACAUCACUCUCAGCGGCUCAAGAUGCCUGCGACUAUUGGCAUGAUGUUCCAGCUCUGCAGCUGUGCGGUGGUUAUGCCGAUUUACUGGUUUGCCUUCGCGCUUACUGGUGGCACGACCCGUCGCAGCGAUAGAAUUAAUCAAGGGAACGCAGAAGCACUUUUAUUUGCCCUUGUCGUUGGUUAUGCUAUCCCCACCGUUUGCAUGGUGGUUUUUGAAGACCCGGUUGUGACUGCCAUAUGGCAGUUCUUCCCACUUUUCAUGAAACUCGCUCAGUGGGCCCACUCAAAAAUCCGAUCCCCCUCGCGUCUCACUGGAUCGGGAUACGGCACUGUGCAAGCCAUGUACUUGCUUGUAUACGUCUCUUCCGCUUAUUUGCAUGUUGUGCACGUCUGGCCUCUUUUCAACAGUCUGGCGCUCACCCAAAAGCUUAUAAUCCCCCCUACGGCUCCUUUGGACCCGUCAGCAAUUUCUGUUGCUGAAGGUGUGGCAGCGUUCCUGAAGUGGGACAUAGCAUUUGCAGCGGGCUCGACAAUUUUGAUGACACUGUGGUUUGCUAGAAGUCUCAGAAGCUUAGUGGUGUUAAUUUUGUGGCAUGUGUCGGCUACUUUCUUAGUGGGACCUGCAGCUGCAAUCGCCGGGGUAAUGAUGUGGAGAGAAGCGACAAUAGAUGCACAGGCCAUCGUCAAGGCAGAGAAGGCUCGAUGA